Molecule: messenger RNA, 15352 nt
Organism: Seriola aureovittata
Lineage: Eukaryota; Metazoa; Chordata; Actinopteri; Carangiformes; Carangidae
Gene: mtcl2
Product: suppressor of glucose, autophagy associated 1
Exons: 24
Coding region: 2331-8165 (1944 amino acids)
Biological process (GO): regulation of autophagy
Source: RefSeq, a predicted model, not a curated record
UUUAAUAUAAAAGAUAAGUCAAGGACAUUAAUAGCUAGCUAUGGUUUAAUAAGCAUCUUGGUAGCUGCUGACUGGAUGUGAGGUGACAGAAUAAUAGCAGAGUGAAAGAGGAGCUGCACAGGUCAGAGAGCGUGAGGUGUGUAAGACAAAAGACAACAGGAGGUGAAGGAGAAUUAAAAACAUAAUUUAAAAUAUAUAAAAUACAGAGCAAUGUUUACAGAUUUUGGAACAUGAUGCAAUGAAAAUAUCAACACCAAAAUCAUCUGGGUCUCAGUAUCAGUUUGUUUUUCAAGGUCCAUGCUAACACCUUAGCAUCCAUGACACAUUGGGGGACUGACAUCACCAUUUUGUACAGGUUAGAUAAUUCAUAAUACUGAGUAUAUGUGGCUAAUUUGAAGAAGAGCUAUUUGUAAGUUGUGCUAUUGCUACAUAGCCAACGUUAGCAUCAACAGCUGUUUACUUACUGUUCAGCAUCAAACUUCAUUAAUGCACUCGCCAACAGUUGUCUCCAGCGGGGGAAAGUGAUGCCAAUAUUAACUCUAGUCUCCAUCCCUUCUUCUAUACUUCUACUGUAGUUAGCAUGCUAACCAGCUAGCCCGGCUCAUCACUUACCGACAGCGACUCACUGCCCUGAAGACGUAUUAUAACCUCUUGUCUUGUAAACACAACAAUGACCGAAGCUUGGGAUGGAACCUUCAUGAUGGGAAAGGUUGUGUUUAUAUCUGCAUACAAACAAACUGUAUCAUUAAGAUAAUUUCCUGUAUCUAAAAAUGUAUUAAUUAAGUUGGACACUUGAUGCAAAAACAACAUAAUACAUAUAACGAGUAUAACACCAUGUAAUCCUUACCACACUGAAAUACUGUGUAACUGUAAAUAAUGACAUUUAAUACGUGUUUUAUUGGAUAGAUUCUUAUUCAUAUGAUCCAUUUACAUAUGCGUUGUCCAUUUAAGUGUGUACUCCAACCCAUCCUCCACCAGCCAGUCAUUCAGUGGUUCCCUGCUUGUAAUUCAUUUUCAAAGAGCUGCUGAUGAAGUGAAAUGUUUUUCAGGUUUUUCCUGUUACAAUGCAGCAGCAACAGAAAAGACUCAGUUAUUAUGUGAAAUCAGGUCAGAGACCGAACCAAAUGAUCUCUGGGAAUAAUGUUUUUUUGCUUGUGCCUAAUCAUUUAUUCAUUUUUAUUGUUUGUAUUUAUCAAUGCAUUACCAAAUUUCUAUAUAAAUUCAAAACAUAUACCCUUUGAUUGUUUUUAGUUUUCUUAUUAACAGUUUUUUUUCCUCUCUGCUCCUGUCUGUCCUGUCUUGUCAUCUGUUGGUCUGGGUGACAGCUGCUUCAUGCAACUGCCCAAAAUAGGAAUAAAUAAAUAAGAAUAAAUAGCAACAAAACAUUUAAAACAAAAAAAACAAGUCUUAAACUUUGAGAGAAGCUCUUCCAAGGAUGUGUGAUGUAAAUUAUCUUAAGCUUAGAGACGCUGUGAUAUGGACAAAAAGCUGUAAAUAUUCAUCCAUAAAGAAUAAACAUAAAUAAUAAAUGCAGGCAGCAGCAGAGGGGUCCAUUAGCACACAAUCAGUAAAUGGAGUGUAGUGUCAUUUUGGGGGAGUGGCUGUGUGAUAUAUUUUUAUAUUUCUCUGCCUAAAAUGAAUGCUGUUCAUAUACCCUGAGCUACAGGCUGCAGAAAUGUCUUUAAGUGUGUUUUAAAUGCAGCUGCCACUGCUUCAUUUCAUCAUUAACUGUACAGCCAGGGUGAAUCAUGCAUCUGCUAUAACAGCCGUGAACAUUAUUAUUAUUAUAGUGUCCCUCUAAUAUCCUGUAAUGGUGGCGACAGAGAGCUGCAGAAAUGAGACUCUCUCCCUCUCUCUCUCCUCCAGAGCUGCAUCCCGUUAUCUGGGCGGAGAGAGAGAGGGAGAGAGAGAGAGAGAGGGAGAGAGAGAGAGAGAGAGGGUGACCAUAUCCUCCACACUGACUCUCUCUGUUCUCACCCACAACUCCUCUGAGCAGGAACCGGCCAGUUGAUGUCAUCCAGACGGAGAUCCUGAGGAGAGGAGAGGAGGAUUGAUCCGAACAAAGCGGAAUCAUUUACAGGUUUAUCACACACAGCGGAAAAAGGAGGAUUAUAUUUAUAUUUGUUUUUUUGUUGUGCGGUUUUUUUUUUUGUUGGACUUUGCUUCCUGGUCCUGUUGCACCACAGGAGCUCUCAUUGUGGCCGGAGUGAGAAUCAGCUCCUUUUGUGUUGCUCUGCGGUUGUUUAUCCACUCAACAACUUCUGCCUUCUCUUUCCACCCAAACAGGAGGUUUCAUUUCUGUUUUUCUUGUUCCGGCCUAAACGGAAUGAAUGACAAAAACAAAGGAGGUUGAUGUCCAUAACUCUCCGACUCACCUCUUCUUCGCCUCGCCCAAGGAACGGAGACUCCAUCUCCGGCAGAAGAUGGAAAGCGGAGGCGGGACGGAGGGCUCGGACAGCGGGCAGACGCAGCACGCGGUGCCCGGGCAGCAGCAGCAAAACCCCCGGCCGGAAACUGCGGAGCUCUCUGCGGUGCUGUCCGCUCAUCCUCCGGGGGAGAAGAAGAAGAUAAACCGGGCUCCGUCCCCGGCCAGACCGAAGGAUGUUCCCGGGUGGUCGCUCACAAAGAUCCGCGGAGGGAUCGGGACGCCGACCCUGAGCGUCAAGCCGGGAGCCAUCCACCUGGGUAGCCGCAUUUCCAGGCGCAGCCCCGUGGGAAGUCUCGCCGGAAAGGACGGGAAAGCGGAGAAGAGCGGUGGUGGUAAACCGGCGGGUAAAUCCUCUUUCUCCGCCGCCGCGUUGUCCAAGACUUCGGCGGCCAAGGCGGCUAAAAGCACCGGAGGGCGGAGGAAGGUGUCGGACGCCAGUAUAGGAUCCGACGAUUUGUCCAAGGACUCGGGCUGCGCCCCGGGGAAGCUCUCCCCGACCGACAGCAGCUCCGAGCUGUCGGACUGCGCCUCCGAGGAAAACAAGCUCUCCACGGACGCUGUGAGCAGCGACACCGAGUCGAGGAGCAGCCGAGGCGGCGGGCCGGACGGAGACAAGCCGCUCAGGGAUGGCACCAUGUCGGACAGAGUUAACCAACAAGCAGCCGCCAAGACCACCUGCUCCUCUGCGGAGAAAGACAAGGACCGGCUCUCCCUCGGUGUGGAGACCGGGGAAGGGAGCAUAUCCCCGGGCGAGGAGCGCUCGGUCACCUCGUUUGACAGCAGGGUGCCAGCAAGCACAUCUCUGGCUUUCUCAGACCUCACGGAGGAGUUUAUGGACGGCAUGCAAGAGGAGUUUGUCAGGGAAAUAGAAGAGCUGAGAUCGGAGAAUGAUUACCUCAAAGAUGAGAUGGAGGAGCUGAGGUCUGAGAUGCUGGAGAUGAGGGACAUGUACAUGGAAGAAGACGUUUACCAGCUGCAGGAGCUGCGGCAACAGCUGGAGCAGGCAAACAAGACCUGCCGCAUCCUGCAGUACCGGCUCAGGAAGGCAGAGCGGCGCUCUCUCCGCGUGGCCCAGACGGGGCAGGUGGACGGAGAACUGAUACGAACGCUGGAGCAAGACGUCAAAGUGGCGAAGGACGUGUCCAUCCGUCUCCACAGCCAGCUGGACAGCGUGGAGAAGAAGAGGACUCGUCUGGAGAAGGAGAACGAGGAGCUGAGGGUCCGACUGCAGGACCUGGAGGUCGCCAAACAGGUCCUGCAGCAGGAGAUCGACAAGAACUCCCAGAAGAAAAGAGGAGCACGACCCAACAACAAACCUGACAAGAAGCUCGGUCCGCAGGAGGACAGUUCAGACCUGAAGUGUCAGCUCCACUUUGCCAAAGAGGAAUCAGCCCUGAUGUGCAAGAAGCUGACCAAGCUGGUGAAGGACAGCGAGGCCAUGAAGGAGGAGCUGGCCAAGUACAGGUCGCUGUACGGAGACGUCGACGCCACGCUCACCGUGGAGGAGGUUGCGGACUCCCCCCACACCCGCGAGGCGGAGAUCAGAGUCCACCUGAAGCUGGUGGAGGAGGAGGCCAACCUGCUGAGUCGACGCAUCGUGGAGCUGGAGGUGGAGAACAGGGGGCUCCGAGCCGAGAUGGACGACAUGAAGGGGCCGCAAGAUGGACCUCAGGAACUCUCUGGUGUUGGCGGCGGUCUGGGGGUGGGUCUUGGUCUCUCAGGAGGAGCCAUGGUUCUUGGAGGAGGGGCUUCGUCUGAAAACGUCAUGGAGCUCCAGAGACACCUCCAGUUUGUGGAGGAGGAGGCGGAGCUUCUGAGGAGGUCUCUGAUCGAGAUGGAGGAGCAGAACAAACUCCUGAUGAACGAGAUCAACCGCUACAAAUCCGAACUCCCGCCGCUGACGUCCACGCUGUCGUCCAAUUCGUUAACGUCUCUGACGGACGGGCUGCUCAAUGACAGCCCCGUGCACUCCAUACAGGAAGCGGCGGUGCUCAUCAGCACGGACACCCCCGCCCAGGAGGAGGAGCUCAGGCUGGCGAGGCUUCAGAUCGGAGAACUGAGCGGGAAGGUGAAGAAGCUGCAGUACGAGAACCGGGUGCUUCUGUCCAACCUGCAGCGCUGUGACCUGGCCUCCUACCAUGCUCCUUCCUCCUCAUCCUCCUCCUCCUCGCUGCGACUGGCUCUGGAGACGGAUGCAGAGGCGGGAGACUCCGCUGAGUGCCUCCCCACCAGCCCUCCUCACCGCAAAGAGCCCGUGGGCGGCGAGAACGACGGCCCGGAGAUCAAGGAACGGAAAAAGAAGAUUGAGGACAACGCUGACAUGGCAACUUCGCUUCCUGGGUGCCUGGGGCAGAAGGACCAUGAUGCCUUGCUGGCCAUGAGGGACCAGGCUCGCUUGGUUUCCACGGCGAUACAGCUCCUGACCUCCCCCGAGUCCAACUGCCUCUCCUCGCCCCCAUCCAUCUAUCACAAGGUCUGCAGCAACGACGCAGCGGAGCCGUGUGACCUGGAGAAACCUCAGGCUCACAGUCAGAUUUCAGAACUGUCUGACUUGGCCGACCGGCCUCUGGUCGGAGCUCUGACCAGCAGGCUUCAGGCCCUGCACACCCAGCUGCAGGCCUUCGUGGAGCGGGUGGACGGCCUGGGUAAACCCCCGGCAGGUGGGAGGGACCCUCAGGUGGAAGGAGCAUCUCCCCUGCCCUCACCCUGCGCCUCCCUCAUCUGCUCCGGAGACGAGCAGAAUGGACUGAACGCUGCAGAGGAGAAGCAGCCUGAUUAUAGGGACCACACAGAGCCAGAGGUGAAAGGUCAAACUGAAGAGAACAGCCAAUCAGACAGCAAUGAACCAGAAAAGCAGGCAAGCAGCGAGCAGGAGCAGCAGGAGAAGGAGACGGAUGAAGCAUCGCCCUCCCGGUCCAGUGAGCGGCUCCAGGCCCGGCUGUCCGAGGCAGAGGAGUCUGCUGACGGAGCUCAGGAGGAGCUGGAGACGGAGAGAGAAACCACUCUCAAACUCACACAGAUCCAGGACGAGCACCAGAAGGCUCUGCUCCGUCGGGACUUCCAGCUGCAGAGUUUGGGUCUCCAGGCUCGGCUGCAGCGGAAGUUAUGGAGCCAGGAGAGGACUCUGCUGGUCCAGGAGUCUCAGCACCUCAAACAGGCCCUGUUACUGCUCAGCCUCAAGCUGCGCUGCUUCCUCAAACAGUGGAGGCUGGGCUGCAAGAAGGACACGGAGUGGAAGGAUGUCUUGGAGAUGAACAGCCUGAAGGAUCUCUACCUGCUGCUGGAGGAGGACAACCUGACAAGCCCCGCCCACCAGACUGACAAGAGGUCUGCUGCAGACGAACAGCCGCUCAGCCCGACUAUCAAGUCGAGCGCUGUGAGCAGCACUUUGGCCGACCUGAAGGUGGCGCUGCAGGAUCUGAGCGGUGAGCUGCGACAGGAGAGACAAGGCUCCCAGGAACUCACCCAGCAGUUUGCAAAGGCCAAGGCAUCAUGGGAAGUGGAGAGGACCGAGCUGCAGAGCCUCAUCACGCAGCUUGAGACCAAAGCAGGUAAAGCAGCUGCAGCUCUGUCCUCUACUGACGCACCGGAUCCUCCAGACCUGAAGGUGGCGCUGAAGAGGGAGCGUGAAGAACACCAGCACCUCCUGGCUGAGUCCUACGCUGCUGUGAUGGACCUCACUAAACAGCUUCAGAUCGGAGAGAGGAACUGGGGCAGAGAGAAGCUGGAGCUGCUGGAGAGGUUCAGCCAGGAGAGAGCGCAGUGGGAGCAGAGACUGAGAGAGGCCACUGUACAACAGGGGAAGUCGAAGUCAUCAGGCGGCGAGUCAUCCACGGACACGGUUGUUGCCAAUGGAGCUGGUUCGCCAAGCACCAAGUCCAUGUCAGAGCUGGAUCGGCCCACGGUCAAUGGAGCCGCUGACCAGGAGGAGAAAAUCCAGUUUGCAGUCCCGCCUCUUCUGAUUCGUCCAGAGCUCAGUGACCUCACCAGGAAGAACUGGACCUACCUGUCCAAUGAGACUCCAGAGGUCGGGGACACCUGUAAAACCUGGGACGGUCCCAGUGGCUCCUGUAGCAGCCUGGUGGGAUCAGAGCUGGAUCUGGAGUCUGUCCAGAGGAGCCACACCGCUCCAGACCGCACCGGCAUCCGGAUCUACUACAGCCCUCCUGCCGUGAGACGCAUAGAGCACCGGAGACAUAACCAGCACGCCAGAGAGCCACAGCAGGCGCAGAACGGGAGCUCGUCCCUGGGGCCGAGCGUCUGGGACGGGGGCGUGGCUGUGGAGGAAACCCUCGGGGUUCAGCAGCAGCAACAACCGUCUUCCUCCUCCUCCUCCUCCUCCUUCUCGUCCUCGUACGAGCAGUGGCUGAGCUCGCUGUCCAAGCAGCACAGGGAGCUGCUGGAGAGCAGGAGCAGCUGCGUCGCUGGCUCGAUCCCCGGCGGCCUCGGUGGCUCAGCGAACAGCGUGGUCGACGGGAUGACGUCCUCUUCGGCUUUCCAUGGCCUGGAGAUCGGGGAGAUUUCUGCCAACUUAAGUGACGACAUGAAGGAGAUGACCAACUGUGUCCGUCAGGCCAUUCGCUCCUCGUCUCUGGAGAGGAAGUCCAGCAAGGAACCAGGAAGUCAGGCGGUUGGCAUGUCCACGAGGUCCACGCAGACCGCCGCCCAGUACGUCAGCAUCGGGCUUCAAACCGACAACCUUUCCGGCAGCAGGGGGGCGGGGCUACACUCCAAAGCCUGGUCUCCUCGUCCCUCGUCUACGACCACCUCCUCGCUGGUGUCGGCCCGAACCCGGCAGAUAUCUACGUCGCUGGAUAAAGUUCACAGCCGCAUCGAGAGACCGUGCUGUUCGCCCAAGUACGGCUCACCAAAACUGCAGCGCAGAGUUUCCUCUGCUGUUCUGCUUUCAGGCUCCACCUCCAGACUGGACAGCACCUCCUCCUCCAGAGACCGCAGCCUGUGGAGCCUCCAGCAGAGACCCCUGGGCGGAGGCGGAGGCGGCGGCGGCGGCGGCGGCGGCUCAGCCUGGGCUCGCUCCACCACCACCAGGGACAGCCCCGUCCUCAGCGGCCUCACCGACGGCCUCUCCAGCCUCUUCAGCGUGGUGGAGCACGCCGGGAGCACAGAGUCGCUCUGGAGGGGGGACGGAGGAGCCAGCCAAGGUGCCAGUCCAGCACGCCAGCCCCCCGCCGCAGGAAAACCCUCUGGGGCGGCGGCCUGUGGAUCUGACGCCGGCUCUCAGCGGUACGGAGGCCUGGUCCAGGAGUUCUUCAGGAACGUGUGCAGCGGCCGUGGCCCAGGAGGAGUCACCCUGCCCGGGGAGAGAGCGCAAAGAGACUCCCUGGGCAGCCUGGGUGUCCUGGGGGGGCUCAGCGGUGUGGAUGAGCCCAAGCCAGAGUGCAUCUCAGCCGGGGUCGGAGGGCUCGGAUUGGGUGCAGGCAACGACAACGUGACCAGGAUUGUUAACAAGAGGUUCAUGAGGCAGACGGCUGGGGAGGAGAUGGUCAGCAUCAUGGGAGGAGGGAAGGAAACACUGAGCAGCGUUGGGGUGAUGGCGGCGGCGGCGGUGGCGGCGGCAUCUGGGACGGAGGAUGCACCAUGUGACUGCACUGCCCAGUCUUCCUGCUUUGCCCGACCAUCAAGAGCAGCAGCUCGCCAUUCGCUGGGACAAUGCAAGCACCGCCCACAAGAGUCUCCGGUGGCAACCGAGGAGAAGAGGGACGCCUGCAACGAGUGACGACACCUCUACUGCCAAACCCACACACACACAUACACACACACACACACACACACAAAGCAAUACUAUUACUUCUUCACACACACACUGAACACUGCCAUGAAAAAACACACCACUCCUCCCAUCACCAAAUGUACACACACACACACACACACACACAACCUGCCACACAGGCGCACUGCCAAACAUAACACACACUGCCCCACAAACACACUGCCACAUGCACGCACUCAUACAUUCAUAAACACACACACACACACACACACACACACACACAACCCAGGCAAUACCACCUUUGUCUAGGACUGAACCAUUCUGAUGCCAAGGACUCAAGCAAACUGCAACCGUCACAAAACUACCAGCAGACACACACACACACACACACACACACACACACACACACACACACACACACACACAUCAUCUCACACACUUAACUAAGCAAAACCAACUCUGUAAACUGAAGAGAAUCAACAAGGAAAACUAUGAUGUCAGGAUUGGACCUACUAAACACCCCCCCCACACACACACACACACACACACACACACACACACACACACACUCCCCAAUUUAGAGAAUAACAGGUACUGCAAAUGGACUGGAAAAUCCACCUUGAUGACGUCACAUUGCCGCCGUGCUGUCGGACCGGCAGCCAUGUUGGAUUCACGGACAACCAAGGAGAAAGACCGGAGGCGGGAGGCGGCCCCUGCUUUAAUAAGCAGUGACAGUUCAUGUGUCACUUUGAGAGCUGUAAAGAGCCACAGAGGAGACAUCUGUUACAGCUGGAAACAUCGUUUAUGUCUCGUUAGCGACUCUGAAAGCGUCACGUGAUUCCUCUCUGAACCUCGUCAUACAAACACCUGCUGCGCUGGGAACGAGUGAACCGCUCAGAUUGAUUAGCACAAUGAAACCCCAGCGAGCGUCUCCAACCUGGAUCUGACUCAGUCGCUGACCUUCUUUCAAAGAGGAAGAACUGAAGGACCGUUGGACUAUGUAUCCCAGCAUACACCACACUUCACUUGGACUCUACGGAUGGAUGUUUGGACUUGGACUUGAGCUCUAUAAACGAGACCAUGAAGCUGAUCUCAGAGCGGACCUCGAGUUCCCGGGAGAACUCUGGCCACAAACGCAGGGACGCUCUGUGGCGUCGCAGCCGUGUCUUAAACCGCGUCGAUGUAAGAAAACAUCCAGAGUCUGACUGGACCUGACGCAGCGGACACACACACACACAGUGUUCGUCUGCUUCUUCUUUUUUUUUUUUUAAAGAUAUUUCUUAACUGAUGUCAAGGUUCAUCCUCAGACCAGAUGUGUGGUGUACAUUCCUACAGCGCACUGUCCUGACACAUUUCACUGGGUCACGCUGAUCCAGGACCAGUUCUGCAGAUUUCUCUCGGCUUUGGACGCAGAUGCACUGAUGAUGUCACGUUUUUUUUAAGGAAGCCAAGAAAUAUUAUUUUUUAUCCUUCAUUAAUCAAGGUAACGAAGCUUUAUUUAUCCCUCGUUCACAGUGAUGUCGAGUUGAUAAAAAUACCAGUUAGAAAAACAACAUCAAAUUACAAAAGAAAUAUAAAUACAAUUAAUUGAUAAUGAAAAGACAAGAAUCAGUUAAAACAGGUACAAGCAGAAGUUAAAAGGACAGAGAUGAAGAAUCUAAAAUGACCAAAAGGAACCAACAAAUUAAUUUUAAUUUUAGGUGUAUUUUAAAUGUGAAAACGAGCUUUGUAACCUCCAGAUAAUUAUCUCGUUACGUUGGGAUAAUGAGCUUCGUAAUCUCCAGACAACGGGAUAAGAAAAAUAUUCGCGAGUAUGGCCUCUCUCGGCUUCCGUACCUCCUUCCUCUGUUUCUGUUCAGAUUCUCGCUACAGAAUCCCAAACCGAGCGGUCGUCCUCAUCAGUGCGUCUCCGCCCUCUGCGCCUCACAGGUUCAGAUCUGAGGAGCGGGAGAGAAACGCUGAUCCACACUCACUGACUCUCGAUGCGUGAGGAGAGUUUGGUCGAUGCAUUCCUUUUAUUAGAGACUUUUUCCCGGUUGUGUAUGCGUGUACGGUUUGUGUGCGUUCAGUUCUCAGCUUCAUCAUUCCUCGGUCUCGUAAAACGCUCAAGCUUUUACUUCCUCCUCUCUUCUCCUCUCUCACCUGCAGCUGUCCUCGACCGACGUCGUAGCUUCUGUACGAACCCGACACACAUUUGGAAAAUGUAGUGUAACAACGAAAUGUUGGUGAACAAGCGGCUGAGAGCUGCGGCUUCAGAGUAAAAGCACUGAGAGUUUUUACUUUUUUAAACUCUUAAUUUAAGUAUUUGAUAUUUACAAACUUUAGUCGAACAAAGUUGUUUUACUAAAUUAAAAAUGUAAAUCUUUUUUUUUUUUUUUUUUACCUAAGUGGCGUUCACUUCCACUGAAAUGAAAUAAAAUGUGUCUGCUCACAGAAAUAACUGGGAAAGACAAAACAACAUUUGUCUUAUUAGUGAAUUGAAAACUGUAAAAAAAACAAACAAAAAAAACAACAACUGUAAAUUGAAAACAAUCAUAUUUUAAAGUGUUUUUAUUACAUUUCUCUCUCUCUCCUAUCCAUUUGUUUGCCACGUCAUUCCCUUUCCAAUCAAUCAACCAAUAUUCAAAGUGCCUGUCAGAUUGCCUAUUAGUCAGCUCACACCAAAACUGGACUCCAUAUGAAAAACACACCAACAAACCCAGCAGGCCUUUUCUUUUUAAUGGGUAAGAUUGUUUUUAUGCACAUGAUUGCAAUCAGGCUGUUCUCAAGCUACAAUGACGUACUGUACCACAGUGGAGAAAGGACAAACUGGUUUACAGGUAUAUUAGAUAUAUUAACUUUUUUUAUACCAAGGGUUAUUGUAUUUCUGGAAAGUAAAUUAUUUUUGUUUAGUUUUGUUUAUUUUAUAUGGAUGUUUUUGCUGAUGUAUUCCUGUUGUUUUCUGUUUAGUUAUCAUGGUGCUACUUCGUGUGGAGUCUGCUGUGGGCUUUAAUGCUGCCUUUAACAAGGCGUCGGCCCAUCUGUCCACUCAUCUAUUUAAACAUGUCUCUCUCACAGUUUGUGUUUGAGCAGCGGUCCAGUGUGUCUCCGUGUCUGCAGACGAUUUAAUGACUCAGCAGUUUCAAAUAAAAAUAGGGCAUUACAGUAACAGUGCUUGUAUUUAAAUAACACACUGAGGAAAACCCACAGUCUAAACGCUGCUGACUGUCUCCAAACAAAACCAACGGCAUGAAACCAGUCGCCGCUUCAAAACGCCGCUGGUCUGAUCGCCACAAGAACCGGCUGUCUGAUUUUGUUUUCAACCACAAUUAUAGAACAGGUAGUUUAAGCCAAGAAAUCUGAUUGGUUUAAGACCACAGGAAUAAUAUAACCUCAUUAAACGUCCCAAAAAAAAAGCACACAUCCAUUCCUUUCUACAUUCCAUAUCUCCAUCUUUUAAAGCUUCGUCGUCGACGUGAUGGAAAUACAUGUUGUGUUUUUAACAUCAACAAUAGAAAAGAGGAAAUGGCUGAAACAGAGCCUUGUGGUUCUGCUGGCAACGGUCCAGAUCAGAAAAAAAGAUGUUUCCAAGGACCAAGACACAGUUCUGUCUUAAGUCUCAGCUGAACAAGGUGUUAGUUAGCUCGCUAACAGGCUAACAGGUUCUCUUAGCUACUUCUCCUUCCUUACUUGGAAAAAAUGUCCUAAUGCUUUUGAGGAAUACUCCAUGAAAUCCACGUUCUGAGUAUCACAUACAUGUUUUCACGCAACGAAACAAGCUACAGCUACUGUUAGCUUGUUUUGUCACGUAAAAACAUUUUUGAACAUCAACAGAAACGUCUCAAACCACUCCUGCAGCACAAUCCUCCAUUUUGCUGCCAUUCUGUUUGCUAACAAUUGUAUAUUUGCCAAAUGUGGCUGAAUAUGCUGCUAAUGCUUUGCAAUUUGUUGCGCACGGCUACGUAUGCUAGCAUAGUUAGCAUUUAAAAACAAAGGUUUUCAGUGGAGUCGUCCUUAAACUUUGUCGUCGUAGUCAGGAGGUCUGGCACAUUUGUACAUCAGUGACCACAGACAGCAGCUCAGAGUUAAACUUUAACAAUUAAAGCUGCAAAAUUAGCCAAAUAAAAACACUUCAUCACAGGCGUCCAUGUUUCUUUGAGCGGGGAAGUUAAAAGACACAUUUCCCACUUUUGACUUCUUAAAUUACAGUACAUGCUGCAUGUUAACAAGACAGAUAGCUCACUAGCUAACCAACGUGUUAUUAUCUAUGCUCAGAAUAGUUCUGACGCAUUCGAGUCAUAGCAAGAGAGAAACGGAAAAACUACUACGUUAAAUUUUCAUUUAUCCGGGGGGGUGGCGGGUGUCUCCGUUACAGCUGCUGACAUUUUUGCCAAAAAAUCUGUGUUUGUGGUAAAACCCCCCCCGAGAUGUUUCUACACUGCAGCACAGAGGUCCUGUCUGCAGUGACCACAGUCCAGUAAUGACUCAGGCGUCCUGCAGUCUCUUCCUCCACAGACCAGGGUCAACGGUCUGAAACCACAGAGGAAGAUUAAUCAUCCUCUAAUAUUAACUUUGGCAUCGCUUCUGCUUUUUGGAUGUUCUGCAAAACUACAGACUCUGUCGUUUUAUUCUGAAAAUCUGAACAUGAGACAGGUGGAACUGAAAACAGAUGCCUGGACGAUUAACAUGAUUCAUUUGAACAAAACACGACACCUACAAAAUAAAAGCACAAACCUGAAACAAAUCAACCUUUUAAUUAAAAGAUUUUUUUCAUCAUGUAAAUUAAAUAAAUGUAUAAAACAUUGAGUUCAGAAAUCAUUUAAACGCGGAGAUGAAAGGAGUUUCAGUUCUACCUCGGACAUGUUUUAACACUCGCGUCAUUAGAUAUCACAGUAAUUACGAUCAAUCAUCUGAACAGAUUUGAUGUAUCCUGUUGUCAUUUAGUCUCACUGUCAAUGAGAAGGUCACUUUAGUGCCUUUCCUCCUCAUACUGUAUGAUGACGCCAACUUCCAGAUUAAUUACCUGCAGGAUCAUGAUUAAUUCGUCUUUGUGCAGUAGCUGUAACUGAUUUGUGUUUACAUUAAUCAGAAUACAUUUUGUUGUAAGCCGAUAUGGGAUCGCCGUGACAACGUGUAAAGAGUCGACAGAAAGCCUUUGUUAAAUUAGUUUAGCUUCACUUUGUGUGACCAGAUCUCCAAACCGUUCAGACCAGUGUUACAGUUUCAUUAAAUCUUUUUCUUCUGACAUUUCUGAGUCGAAGCGUCAGCAUCAUAUUUUAGAUGAUAUGAAGAUGUGACACAAGAGACGAUAUGAAGUUUCCAGGAGCCAGAUGCAUAAAACUCUGUAGAUUCAUGACUAAAACUAUGUGACGCACAAAACCAGAAAUAUUCAAGACAAAUUCUUUUCAUCUGAAUUAUAAAACCAUGCGUUCACAUGGUUCCUCUUUAUAAAACUCACUCACAUGUGCACGAGCAUCAUUUCCACUCCAUAAACGAUCCAUGAAUAAAUGAAGACUCUCCCUUAAUUGAUCAGUUUGAAUAAAAACACUGUCUCCACCACAAGUGAUCAGACUCAGAGGAGAAGAACGAGGACGAAGUUUCACUGAUUGUGAAACUGAGUUUACUUUAGUUAGCAAGUAAAACUUUAUUUCUACAGCUCAUUUCAUUCCAGGCGGAAGCACAAUGUGCUGCACAAGGAAUUAUUAUCAAGGAAGCUGCAACCACAAAAACUGUGGACAGUGUGAAGAUAAAACAUUCAACACAAAUUUAAACACGUAAAUGACACGAAUUAAACCUGAAGAAAACCUAAUAGUUAAGACCAACAACCGAUCGGUAAAAACGUGUGUAAAAUAAGAAUGUGAUUAAAACAUAAUAAAUAGUCCUUCAGUUAUUGGGAGUCUUAACGAGGCUCAGGAGCCUCCGACACUGAGAUUAGUCGAUAUUAAAACAGUUUACAGGAUGAAUAAUAAAGAUAUUAAAUACAAACACAAUUAUUUCAAUUAUUUGUUUAUGAAAUGUUUAAUUAUUAUAAAACUUAUACUGAUGAUAAUGAAUGAAGCUCCCUCCGUGAAGUCGGUUAUUUUAUUUUAUGUUAAAUUUAAAUUACGUGUCUCGUCUUAUUUUGUAUUUUCACUGUAACUUGGAUCAUUUGGAAAACCGUGUGUUCACAUGGUCAAAAACACAUCUUGUGUUUAUAAAGACCGGAUUGUGAGCGGGAAAUGUGGUACGGACGGUUUUUGUGUGUAGCAUCAUUUAUGCAUCUGGCCCCUGGUUGUGGAUAAAACUGCUGCUGCUGUUGAUGCGUGAAACACAGAACGGGGUUUCAACCUGGACGAACUUUCUAUAAACACCUGAAAAUGGCGCCGUCAAAAAUCUCUCUCCGACUCUGAUGUCAUUGGUCAGUUGGUUUCUCCGCCUCUGCAGCCUUUCCACCUGCCGUGUCAGGUGUCUCAUUAGCUCCUCCCCCUCAGGUUAUACGUACUAGUCAUUGCAGCCAAUGACGGAACAGUUUUUACAGGUCACUCAGCAUCACCAGCCAAUGACAGACGAGUUCUUACAGGUUGCAUGGCACAAAAACCAUGAGACUCAUUGUUCCCUGUGUUUCUGUAACAUGAAUCUUUUCCAGCCUUUGUAACCUGUUUCCAUACCGUUCAUACGAUUAUUACAUCCUGGCAAUAUGUACAUGAAUACUUAGCUGUUCAUAAUGUUAGCUGAGCUAUUACCUAGAGACAGCCUGUAUAUUCGCUUUAUAUAACGUACUCUUGUCUUUUUUUAAUAAUGCUUGAUUCUUGAAUAAAAGGAGAAUGCGAUGAAAGCUCAAUAAACGAGUACACAGUGAGGAAAUGUCGUCGCCGUGUUUUGAAGAGAAAGAAAAAGCUUGUACUCUCUCUCUGUCCUUUUUGUUUCUUUUGAGAAAAGCUGAAUGUCAACAGCUGAUCUGAAACCGGGUCUCUGUGGAAGUAUGUAGCUCUCUCUCCCUUUACAGACCACACUCCAGCGUUUCCUCUGUACAUAGACAAAGAUUUUGAAGCUGAUGAGAAACUGAAAAACGGCAGCAAAUGUUAAAGAAGUUCAACGAGAAAAUUUGAUCCAAGAGGAUUUUUAAAGGGGUCGGGGAUUUUUUGUUUUUGCGACAGAUGUAGCUUGCAAAACCAGAUAUUAUAACUGCCUCCUGUUUGUCAUAGAAUUCACAAAUAAAUGUUUGUUGAAAUUUA